CAUCGUCCUCAUCAUUGGAGAACUUGAACUCGGUCUUCAAAUCCUACCUCACCCCCCACUGGCCUUCUCUGACUGGGCUCUGAAGUGAUUUAGCCCCAUCUUCAUUUCUGCUGCCACCUUCUCUCCGGGGCCUCCAUGAAGCUCCCAGCUUUCCUGAGCCUGCUGGCCUUGGUGCUGCUAGAAGCAGAGACAGCUUCUCGCCCGAAGGGGAGGAAGAGGAGAGACCAGACAAACGAGGAAGGAGAUUCUUAUUCGGUCCUCAAUCUGGGGAAUUACGACCCUGGCCUGGACAACUAUGAUGAGGUCAUUGACCUGAGUGACUAUGAGGGGCUCACGGACUAUGGGGACCAGCUCCCCGAGGUCAAAGUGACCAGCCUGACUCCCCCAACCAGGAUCGGUUCCACUCAGAGCACAAUGGAUCCAAGGACACUCUCUUCCGAGCCCACGAUGACCAAGCCUACAACACUGGGCCUCCUGGGUUCCCCAAGCAGCCACGACCUGCCAACCUGUCUGGUCUGCGUGUGCCUUGGUUCCUCUGUGUACUGUGACGAUGCCGACCUAGAGAGCAUCCCGCCCCUUCCCAAGACAACCGCCUACCUGUACGCCCGCUUCAACCGCAUCCCCCGGAUCCGAGCUGGAGACUUCAAGGGGCUGACAAAACUGAAGAAGAUCGACCUUUCCAGCAAUUCCAUCUCCUCCAUUGAUGAUGAUGCCCUCCGCCUGCUGCCUGCCCUUCAGGACCUGAUCCUCCCAGAGAACCAGCUGACGGCUCUGCCUGUGCUGCCGGCUGGCAUCGAGGUCCUGGACGUCCGCCUGAACCGGCUCCAGAGCUCUGGCAUACGGCCUGCAGCCUUCAGGGCGCUAGAGAGGCUGCAGUUCCUCUACAUGGCUGACAACCUGCUCGACUCCAUCCCUGGACCCCUGCCCGAGAGCCUGCGCUCACUGCACCUGCAGAAUAACAUGAUAGAGACCAUACAGAGAGACGCCUUCUGUGACACUGAGGAGCACAAACACAGCCGCAGACGGCUGGAGGACAUCCGCCUAGACGGCAACCCCGUCAACCUGGGCCUCUUCCCAGGCGCCUACUUCUGCCUGCCUCGGCUCCCCACCGGCCGCUGCUGCUAGCUUCCCGCUCCCCAAGCCAGCGGGAAGCGUGCGGCAGCCUUUCCUUCAGGCUGGAGUCGACCUCCGAAUCCGGUUGCAAAACAUACCCCCACCCCCUUCCCCC
Messenger RNA from Suricata suricatta (meerkat), 1228 nucleotides. RefSeq names its product opticin (gene OPTC). The record is from RefSeq and is a predicted model, not a curated record. The transcript is spliced from 7 exons. NCBI's taxonomy places the organism in Eukaryota, Metazoa, Chordata, Mammalia, Carnivora, Herpestidae. Gene Ontology annotation, molecular function: protein binding. Bases 136 to 1125 code for a protein of 329 amino acids.